UCGUCCUAGCUCCUUGGCCUCUUGGUCGUCGGAGGGACAGCCCCAGGCGAGCGUGCGAGUGCUGAACGAGGCAGCCCGUGAGCCCGCACCCUGAGUCUUUUCUCGGUCGGGAGGUCGCACGGUGCUUUGCGGCUGCCAUCAAGCGCGGCGGAGGCCGGCCGGGCCGAGGGCGCCAUGGCGGCAGGCCUGCUGCUUAGCGCCGGGGCGUUGGUGGCGCCCCUGCUAUUGGGGCUCGCGCUGCUGAGCAUUGGGCCUGCCCCGGCGCGGGCUCUGCACAAUGUCACUGCCGAGCUCUUUGGGGCGGAGGCCUGGGGCACCCUGGCUGCCUUCGGGGACCUCAACUCCGACAAGCAGACGGACCUCUUCGUGCUGCGGGAAAGAAAUGAUUUAAUCGUCUUUUUAGCAGAUCAGAGUGCGCCCUAUUUUAAACCCAAGGUAAACAUAUCCUUGAGGAGUCACAGUGCAUUAGUAACAAGUGUAGUCCCUGGUGAUUAUGAUGGGGAUUCACAAAUGGAUGUCCUGCUCACAUAUUUCCCCCAGAAUCGUAGCAACAGUGAGUUAGGAGCUGUUAUCUUCUGGGGACAAAAUCAAACAUUAAAUACUAAAAACAUGACCAUACUCAAUAGGACUUUUCAAGACGAACCACUGAUUAUGGACUUCAAUGGUGAUCUAAUUCCUGAUGUAUUUGGUAUCACAAAUGAAUCCAGCCAGCCACAGAUACUAUUAGGAGGAAAUUUAUCUUGGCAUCCUGCCUUGACCACUAAAAGUAAAAUGAGGAAUCCACAUUCUCAUGCAUUUAUUGAUCUGACCGAAGAUUUUACAGCAGAUUUAUUCCUUACGACAUUGUCUGCCUCUGAUACAUUCCAGUUUGAGAUAUGGGAAAACUUGGGUGGAAACUUCUCUAUCAAUAGUGUCUUUGAAAACCCUAAAAACCUGGUGGUGGUUGGACAGUCAGCGUUCGCAGACUUUGAUGGAGAUGGACAUAUGGAUCACUUGCUGCCGGGCUGUGAAGAUAAAGACUGUCAGAAGAGUGCCAUAUACUUAAUGAGAUCUGGAACAGGGCAGUGGGUUCCUGUGCUUCAGGAUUUUAGCAACAAGGGUACGCUCUGGGGCUUUGUGCCAGUUUUGCAUGAAGAAAAACCAACUUCAAUACCAAUUCCAAUCACCCUUCACAUUGGAGACUACAAUAUGGAUGGCUACCCAGAUGCUCUUGCCAUAUUAAAGAAUACAACUGGAAGCAAUCAGCAAGCCUUUUUACUGGAGAAUGUCCCAUGCAACAAUGCGAGCUGUGAGGAAGUGCACCGGAUGUUUAAAGUCUACUGGGACCUAUCAGGCCUAAAUCUUAUCAAAGAUGCCAUGGUUGCCACCUUUUUUGAUAUCUAUGAAGAUGGCAUCUUGGACAUUAUAGUACUCAGUAAAGGGUACACCAAGAACGAUGCUGCCAUUCAUACACUUAAAAAUAACUUUGAAGCAGAUGCUUAUUUUGUAAAAGUCAUUGUUCUUAGUGGUCUAUGUUCUAAUGACUGUCCUCGAAAGAUAACACCCUUUGGAGUGAAUCAGCCUGGACCUUAUAUCAUGUACACAACAGUUGAUGCAAAUGGAUAUCUGAAAAACAGCUCAGCUGGACAGCUCAGCCAGUCAGCACACUUAGCUCUCCAACUACCUUACAAUAUACUUGGUUUAGGCCGAAGUACCAACUUUCUAGACCAUCUUUUUGUUGGUAUUCCCCGUCCAUCUGGAGAGAAGUCUAUAAGAAAACAAGAGUGGACAGCAAUUAUUCCAAAUUCCCAGCUGAUUGUCAUUCCGUAUCCUCACAAUGUCCCUCAAAGGUGGAGUGCCAAAUUGUAUCUCACACCGAGUAAAAUUGUUCUACUGACUGCGGUAGCCCUCAUUGGUGUCUGCAUUUUCAUCUUGGCAAUAAUUGCCAUUUUACAUUGGCAGGAAAAGAAAGAAGAUGAGAGAGAAAAACGACAGGAAGCCCAUCGGUUUCAUUUUGACGCUAUGUGACUUUGCUUUAAGUAUGCAUAAUGGAACUCACUUGAUUAGUGAAAGACUACAUUUUGACUCAUAGUAAAAAAAAAUGGAUUUGAGAUAUUUAUAAAUUAUGCCAUCUUGUCAAUUAUUGGAAAAUACUAAAAUAAAUAUGGCCUGGAUA
Microtus ochrogaster (prairie vole) is the source of this 2155-nucleotide messenger RNA. It is a transcript of the gene Itfg1, whose product is annotated as integrin alpha FG-GAP repeat containing 1. The record is from RefSeq and is a predicted model, not a curated record. Gene Ontology annotation, cellular component: plasma membrane. NCBI's taxonomy places the organism in Eukaryota, Metazoa, Chordata, Mammalia, Rodentia, Cricetidae.